This is a messenger RNA of Spirodela intermedia, 7938 nucleotides long. Lineage: Eukaryota; Viridiplantae; Streptophyta; Magnoliopsida; Alismatales; Araceae. The record is from the annotation of a GenBank genome assembly.
AUGAAGCUUCUGAAAAUCAUAGAAUAUAUAAAGAAAAAACUAAAACUUUUCAUGAUAAAUACGUUAGCAGAAAAAAAAUUGAUGUUGGACAAAAAGUGUGGUUAUAUGAUUCUAGGCUGAAAUUAUUCCCAAGAAAAUUAAAAUCAAAAUGGACAGGGCCUUAUGUGGUGGAAGAGACAUAUGAUCAUGGGGCUAUAAUGAUUAAAGAUCUUAAAAGUGACCAUAACUUUAAGGUAAAUGGACAACGACUUAAACAUUACAUAGAACAUGAAUGCCUUGUAGAAAAAGAAAUUUUAUUAUAAAAAAAAAUUCAAGAGUAAGAUCAAGGUGUCUAGUUGGAGACAUUAAAUUCAGCGCUGCAUGGGAGGCAACUCAUGGUUUUUAUUUCAUUCUAUUUGAAUUUUUUAAGCUCUGGUUUUCUUAGAAUUUCAUAGUACUUGUUUUUGUAUUUGUUUUUUUGGAAAAAGUGCAGGAGUGUAAGAUGAGGUGGAAAAUUAAAAAUGAGGUUGAGGUGAUGUCUUUCUGAGCUUUAUCAUUUAUGACAAUAUUUUUAAUGAUUAACUUUGUAUAUAUACAUGCUUCACUUGAAAAUUAUAUUUUCUGCAUAUUUUGUUCUUAUUUUUCUAUGUCAUUGAGAACAAUGUCAUUUUUAAGUUAGGGGUUGAAGUAUUAAUUAUUAAUUUAUGCUGUAAGAUGAUUAAGAACAUGUGUUUACAUUUUAUUUUUAUUUUUUCAUGCUCACUUAGAACAGGAACUAAAAAAAUAAAAUAAAAUUCAGAAAAACUAUAACAUCUAUUUUCUGGUUUUCUGUCAAGAACAACAAACUGUCAAAAAUAAGAAACAAAAAACAGUCCAAAUUUUGAAAUUUUAGAGACCCUUUUCUCACAUUUCAAUCCCCUAGACAUAUAUUACUGAAAUUCCAAAAUUAUAGCUAUAAAGAGAAUAGUUUUGAUUUAUUUUUGACAAAUUUAUUGUUGCUAAAAAUAGAAUUGAAAAGAGAAAAUAUAACUAUUAGAACUAUCUAAUUUACAAAUUUCUUACAUCAUAUUACAUGCAUGAAAAAUUAAAUCAAUUAGAUUGAUUGAUACCAAAAGAUACAAGGAAGAUUAUUAUUGAGUCAAAAGAGUGAUCUAAUAGCAUGAAAUGUUGGAAUACUCCUUGGAUACAUGAUAGAUAACAUGAAUUUGAUUUUACAGAUUUUCACUUCAUGAUCUUGAUAGAUAAUAUUUACUUGAUGUGAAAAUUUGAUUGAUCAUUUGAGUUUAAUAAAGAUUUUUGCACCCUAAUCUAUAAGACUUGUGAGGAGAAAUCACUUAUUUCAGAAAAAAAAGACAAAGAGUAAUGUGAAAAAUCUAGAAACGAAGAGUACACAUGGAGGGUGUGAGACAUCAUUCUCAUUGUCAAAAAUCGUGCAUAGAAAAACACUUGCUGCAAAAUAAGUGGAUAAAGUGAAAGCCCUGAAAAUUAAGAGUACACAUGGAGGGUGUGAGACAUCAUUCUUAUUGUCAAAAUUUGUCUACAGGAAAAGCUACUUAUCCACUAUAUAUAUAUAAAAAAAAAGAAGGAAGAAAUAUAAUGCAAACUUUAAAAAUCAAUCCAUGAAAAAAAGGAAAUGUAGGAUCAAUAUUAUUCUUGGAUGAGUAUUGAUAAUUGGAACAUCUUCUAAAUAUAUCUAUGAGUGAAAAAGUAAUAAAGAUGUGAAUAGAAGAAGUGAAGUCUAAAUUGUUAUUUCAAGGAGUGCAUAAACAUUUAAGUGCUUGACAUCAUUCUUAAAUACUUGAUAUAAGAGUCCAAAGUGUCUAAAGGUGCAUCAUUUCUAAUUGUAUUUUUUUUUUAUGUAUUUAAAUAUAAUUUUUGAGAUUCGUAAAUUUUUAUUUUCGUAAUUACAAUGCUAAGGGACUAGCAAUGAUUUAAGUUCGGGGGUGUGAUAAGUUUUUAUUAUCAUGAGUUAAUGAUUAGUAAAUAAUAUAGUUUUAGCCUUAACUCAUGAUAAAUAGACUUAUAUUUGUGUUAAAGUGUGAAAAGUGGUUUUCAGUUGAUUAACGUAAAUUGUUGGGUAAUUAUGUGAUUUUAUAAGAAUUUAUAUGAUUUUAUAGUUUUACUUUUGAGAUAAAUUAUGAAAAAGAAAUAAAAAUAAAAUAAGACAAAAUAGGGGGAACCCGCCAGCCAGCGGAGCCCACAAGCAGGUCAGAAGCACAAUCGGGGAGGAGCCGCAAGUAGGGGCUUGAGCGGCUAAGAACGAUAGGGGCUUGUGUGCGCCACUCCUCUUCCACAUCAUUGGUGGCCAGCCAGCUGUGGGGCAAGGAGUGGUCGUACACACGCGAGAAAGGGACUUUAUUGCAAAUAUAUUAUUACUAUAUAUUCGCUAGAAACUUUGACGCAUAAACGAUGUGGGACUAAACUCACGUCACACCUUCCCCAGAAAGGGCGAGCAACCGGCAAUGGUUCGAAUCCUCCCAGAGCUAAAAGUCAUAUUUUUUAUCUAAUUAUCGUGACUUUCUUGUAGAUCGUCGGUGAAGGAUUAAGCCACGAGAAUUGUAGGAUCAUCAGCAAAAAUCUCAUUAAUGCGAUUCGCGGAGCAUUGUUACUUAAAUUGUUGAACAAUUCAUGAUAAAAGAAUCGUGAAUCCAUCAAGUAAAGCAUCUCCGAUUGAUCGAUGAACAAGUCGUCGUCGGGAAGAGGACGAUCCGUCGAGAGACGAGUUGCCACCUUUUGAGAGCAUACCGAAUGCAAUGAAGAGCCUCCUUUUGCUGUGUGAACCUAAUGAUGAAGCUCCUUGACACGCGCCUCACCUCCAUCUAGCGCCUCUUUGUCAGGUCACAGCUGCCGGAGAGCCACAAAGUCGUUGUUUUUUCUCUUUGUCAGGUGACAACCGCCGAAGAUGAUUUAAUGACCCAUUUCAUUGAUCUCUAGACUUCGCAAGGAGAGCUAGAGAUUGUUCACGUCGUCCUUGUCCAAGAAGAGCCUUUGAGGCUGUGGACAUUGCACGAUGAUUGAUAAGUCUUCAUUAUCAUGAGUUAAUAAUUAGUAAAUAAUAUAGUUUUAGCCUUAACUCAUGAUAAAUAGACUUAUAUUUGUGUUAAAGUGUGAAAAGUAGUUUUCAGUUGAUUAAUGUUAAUUUUUAGGUAAUUAUGUGAUUUUACAUGAAUUUAUAUGAUUUUUACAGUCUUGCUUUUGAGAUAAAUGAAGAAAAAUAAAUAAAAAUAAGACAAAAUGAGUGGGGGACCCGCCGGCCAGCCGGGCCCGCAAGCGGGUCGGAAGCUCAGUCGAGGAGUAGCCGCGAGCAGGGGCUCGAGCAGCUUGGACCGAUAGGGACAACGUGUGCGCCACUCCCCUUCCACGUCACCAGUGACCAGCCGGCUGUGGGGCAAGGAGUGGUCGUACACGCGAGAGAAGGAACUUUGCUUAGAAAGCUAACAUUACUAUAUAUUCGCCCGAAAAAUCAGAGCACAACCGAUGUGGGACUAAACCCACGUCACACCUUCCUCAGAAGGGGCGGACAACCGGCGCAAGUUCGAAUCCUCCCAGAGUCAAAAUUCAUAUAUUUUUAUCUGAUUAUCACGACUUUCCUACAGAUCGCCAGUGAAGGAUUAAGCAACGAGAAUCGCUAGAUCAUCGACGAAAAUCUUGUCAACGUGAUUCGCGGAACAUUGCUACUAAAAUUGUUGAACGAUUCGUGAUAAAAGGAUCGCGAAUCCAUCGAGUAAAUCAUCUCCAAUUGAUCGAUGAACAAGCCGUCGUCGGGAAGAGGACGAUCCGUCGGGAGACGAGUCGCCACCACUUCAGAGCAUACCAGAUGCGAUGAAGAGCCUCCUCUUGCUGUGCGGACCUGAGGAUGAAGCUCCUUAACACGCGCCCCACCUCCAUCCAGCUCCUCUCCAUCAGGUGACAACUGCCGAAGAGCCGCAAAGUCGCUGUUAUUCUGCUCCGCCGGGUGACAGCCACCGGAGACGAUUCGACGACCCAUUUCAUUGAUCUCUAGACUUUGCGAGAAGAUCUAGAGAUUGCCCAUGUCAUCUUUGUCCAAGGAGAGCCUUUGAGGCCGUGGACACUGCACGACGAUCCUCCCGAACGCUCAGGAUUCCAGUGCAUCGCCGACGCAUCGCCGUCGCAACGCCGGAACUCUAUUUUCCUACUUUCAACUUAAUUUUCAUUUCAUUUAGUGAUAAUUUGUUGAUUUUAAAUUUACCAACAUAUACUUCAUUUCAUUACGAUUCUUCCGUCUUUUACUGAUCUUAAUUUGAUCAAUUAAAUCGUUUGUAAUUGCUUAUGUAAGAAUUGCCAGGCGGAACUCUGUUUCUGCCCAAUUCGCGUUCGCUGAGCGCUGACAUCAUCUUGAUGCCCGCACCCUUAUUUCCUUUCUUUGUGAAUUUUAAAUAUAUUUCCUUUUCAUUUCUUAGUAUAAAAUUCAUAGAAAAUAGUAUUCUUUGAGGAAAAUUCUGAAUAAUUACCAGAUAUUAUAUUACAUCCCUAUGAUCGACCUGGAAAAUUACUACUAUUUUUGUAACUUAUAUUGAAUUAUAAUUGAUAUAUUUGUUUAGAAAUACUUCUAAAUAUCCGAAAAUUCAUAUUUUCUAGUUUUAUAAAUUUUAUAUUUGCGUGAUUUAAUAUACAACGACUGAGUCACAUCAAGAAUCUAUAAAAUCCUCUUCUACUCCUAUUUGAUUUUGUUUUGGGCUGUCCACGUUUUUCUUUUCUUCUAAUGUUUUGGGAUAAGGAUCAGGUAAGAUCUUACCACUCAAUGCAUUCACUGUCCUAACAUUUUCAUUUUGUGGGUUUUUUCCUAGAUUCAUGCUACUAGACUCCCCUUGUUGAAAUCCUAUUGUUAGGCAGUUCCUUGGAUUUUCUAUGGGCUGACUAGGUAGUUGUCCCUUUUCUCUCUUAUUCCCAAGAGCCUCUAUAAUUUAUUUCUACUGCAGCAUCAUUUUAUUCAUAGUUUGUAGCAUCAUUUGGCUUAUUUGCUACAUCAUUUCCAUAGUAUCAGGUUGGGUUUGAGAGGGCUGAUUUUUCUAAAAUCUAUUUUCUUAUUUUGGACGAAAUUCAGAGUUUGAAUUGAGUCUAAGUGUUUCUGGAUUUUGAAUAUUAUUUGGGUCUUUCCAUGAAAAAUUAUUCCUCCAAUUAUAAUUAUAAGAAUUUAAAAAAAGGCUCCCUAUUUCUAUUAAAACUGUGAGCUACUUGCACUUGUUCUUACAUAGGAUGAAAUGAUUGAUCUCAAUUAUAGCAUUGAAAUUCAGAAUAAUUAUUUUUACCAUACAUAGGACAUGUACUAUUUGAAUUAAAUUGAAGGUUAAGAAGAGGCUUUCUAAUAUUGUCAAUAAGUAAAUUAAAAUUUUCUAAUCUUUGAUUAAUCUGAUUAACCUCAUUUCUUAAUUUAGAAUCAUCAUCAUGAUGUAAUUCAUAAAUUUCUCUCUUCUUAUCCAUGUCAUAUAAUUCAAAAGAGGCUUGAUCUCAAGAUUUUUUACUUAAAUUCUCAUAAAGACUAUAAAUCUCAUCAGGGGUUUUCUCCAUAAAAUUUCUUCUACAUAUAGAAUCAACCAUAUUUCUGUGUUGUUCUAAUAAUUCAUCAUAAAAAAUUCUAUUGAGCUGCCACUUGGGUAUAACAUGAUGAGGACACUUUCUAAGUAAAUCUUUGAAUUUUUCCCAUGUCUCAUGUAAAGUUUCUUCUAGUCUUUGAGAAAAACUCCAUAUAUGUUUUCUCAUAUUUUGAGUUUUUCUUAAAGGAUAAAUUUUUUGAAAAAAAGCCUAUUCUAUGUCUUUCCAGUUAGUUAAUUCUCUAUCUAAUGUGGAUAGCUAAUGACUAACUUUGUCCCUAAGUGUACGAAGAAAUAAUUUCAUCUUAAUAAUUUUCGGUGUAACUUGAGGGAGAUUAACUAAAUCAUAGACCAUAUGAAAUUUUUCUAAGUACUGAUGAGGUUCCUCUAAAGGCAAUCCAUGAAAAUUAGAGAGUAUUUGAAAAUUUUCUGGAUUUAUUUCAAAUUUAAUAGUGAGUGCUAAUAGGACUCUAAUAUUGGAUGCUCUUUGAAAUGAAUCAGGGAUAUAAUGAUUUUUCAUGGCCAUAGGAUUGUUUUCACUUUGACCUGUACUUCCUUCAAGAUCUAUCAAAAUUAAUAUUUCUUUUGGAUUUUUAGUUUUGAAUGAAAGAAUGAAAGGAUUUUCUAGCCUUGGAUGCAAGGAUCUUCUACCAUGCAUAAAAAUCAAUAAAUUCGAGGGAAAAAGUUUAGUAACUGUUACCCUCCUUCAGUAUGCUCUAGUCCUUGACUUGCUUCUCUUCAUUCCCUUUUUUUUUAUAAAAAAAAAGUUCGACAAAAAGAAAAAAAAUAAGAAUUAUUUUUUUUGUGUACUCUAAGAGAAAAAUAGAAAAAUACUAAAUAUUAUACAAUACAUCCCUAGUAACGGUGCCAAGAUUUGAUGUGACUUAUUUGUUGUAUAGUAAAUCACGUAAAUUUAAAAUUUAUAAAACUAGAAAAUACAAAUUUUUGGAUAUUUAAAAGUAUUUCUGAACAAAUAUAUCAAUUAUAAUUCAAUAAAACUUCUAAAAAUAGUGGUAGUUUUUCAAGUUGAUCACAGGGAUGUAAUAUAAUAUCAGGUAAUUAUUCAGAAUUUUCCUCAAAGAAUACUAUUUUCUAUGAAUUUUAUACUAGGAAAUGAAAAUUAAAUAUAUUUAAAAUUCAUGAAGAAAGGAAAAUAAGGGUGGAGAUGUCAGGAUGGUAUCAGCGCCCCACGAACGCGAAUCGUACAGAAAUAGAUUUCCACCCGGUGAUUCUUACAUAAGCGAUUACAUACGAUUUAAUUGAUCAAAUUAAGAUCUGUAAAAGUCGGAAGAAUCGUAAUUGAAUGAAGUAGAAAUUUAAAUGACACAAAUUAUCACUAAAUGAAGCAGAAAUUAAGUUGAAAGUAGGAAAAUAGAGUUUCGCGUCGCGGCGGCGAUGUGUCGGCGAUGCACCAGAAUCCUGAGCGUUCGGGAGGAUUGUCGUGUAGUGUCCACGGCCUCGAAGGCUUUCCUUGGACAAGGACGACGUGGGCAAUCUCUAGAUCUCCUUGCGAAGUCUAAAGAUCAAUGAAAUGGGUCGUCCGUCUCUAGCAGCUAUCACCCGACUGAGCAGAAAAAUGACGACUUUGCGGCUCUACGACGGUUGUCACCCAAGGGAGAAGAGCUGGAUGGAGGUGGAGCGUGUGUCAGAGAGCUUCAUCCUCAAGUCUGCGUAGCAAGAAGAGGCUCUUCAUUACAACCGGUACGUGAUAAGUCUUCAUUAUCAUGAGUUAAUAAUUAGUAAAUAAUAUAGUUUUAGCCUUAACUCAUGAUAAAUAGACUUAUAUUUGUGUUAAAGCAUGAAAAGUGGUUUUCAGUUGAUUAACGUGAAUUUUUGGGUAAUUAUGUGAUUUUAUACGAUUUUUACAGUCUUAGUUUUGAGAUAAAUGAAGAACAAGAAAUAAAAAUAAAAAUAUUGCAAAAUGGGGGGAUUCGCCGGCCAGCCGGGCCCGCAAGCGGGUCGGAAGCGCAGUCGGGGAGUAGCCGCGAGCAGGGGCUCGAGCGGCUUGCUUGGAUCGAUAGGGGCACGUGUGCGCCACUCCCCUUCCACGUCACCGGUGGUCAGCCGGCUGUGGGGCAAGGAGUGGUCGUACACGCGAGAGGACUUUGCCUAGAAAGCUAACUUUACUAUAUAUUCGCCCGAAUAAUCCGCGCACAACCGAUGUGGGACUAAACCCGCGUCACACCUUGUUCAGGGGCGGGCGACCGCCGCGGGUUCGAAUCCUCCCAGAGUCAAAAUUCAUAUAUUUUUAACUGAUUAUCGCGACUUUCCUGCAGAUCGCCGGUGAAGGAUUAAGCAACCGGAAUCGCUGGAUCAUCGGCGAAAAUCUCGUCAACGCGAUUCGCGGAGCAUUGCUACUAAAAUUGCUGAACGAUUCGCGAUAAAAGGAUCGCAAUCCAUCGAGUAA